This is a messenger RNA of Hordeum vulgare subsp. vulgare (domesticated barley), 955 nucleotides long. Its product is annotated as cytochrome b6-f complex iron-sulfur subunit, chloroplastic. Gene Ontology annotation, cellular component: plasma membrane. The transcript has 4 exons. Gene Ontology annotation, molecular function: 2 iron, 2 sulfur cluster binding. The coding region runs from base 125 to 793 and encodes 222 amino acids. The record is from RefSeq and is a predicted model, not a curated record. NCBI's taxonomy places the organism in Eukaryota, Viridiplantae, Streptophyta, Magnoliopsida, Poales, Poaceae.
CCGCCUCUUCUCCACUUCCCGCAGGGACAUAUAACCCGUGCCUCAUCUGCAAGCCUGUGGUGGACACAGGCAGUGCUAGCUCGCUCGCUCGAUCGUCCUCUCCGCCCUGUAGCAGCCAGCCACCAUGGCCUCCACCGCGCUCUCCACCGCCUCCAACCCCACCCAGCUCUGCCGAACCCGUGCGAGCUCGCUAUGCAAGCCCGUCAAGGGCCUGGGCUUCGGCCGGGAGCGCAUCCCGAGGAACAUCACAUGCAUGGCCGGCAGCAUCUCCGCGGACCGCGUCCCGGACAUGAGCAAGAGGGAGCUGAUGAACCUCCUGCUGCUGGGCGCCAUCUCGCUCCCCACCUUCGGCAUGCUCGUCCCCUACGGCUCCUUCCUCGUCCCGGCCGGCUCCGGGAGCAACGCCGGAGGGGUCGCCGCCAAGGACAAGCUCGGCAACGACAUCCUCGUCGAGGAUUGGCUCAAGACGCACGGCCCCAACGACCGCACGCUCGCCCAGGGGCUCAAGGGUGAUCCUACCUACCUUGUGGUGGAGUCCGACAAGACCCUCGCCACCUACGGGAUCAACGCCGUCUGCACGCAUCUUGGCUGCGUCGUGCCUUGGAACGCCGCCGAGAACAAGUUCCUCUGCCCUUGCCAUGGAUCCCAGUACAACAACCAGGGCAAGGUUGUCCGUGGACCUGCACCUCUGUCGCUGGCCCUCGUUCACGCCGACGUCGACGACGGCAAGGUCGUCUUCGUGCCAUGGGUGGAGACCGACUUCAGGACCGGCGAGAACCCGUGGUGGAAAUAAGCGACACAAGCUCCGGCAGCAAAGCUCACUCGUGUGAUAUGUUAAGCCUCCUGCCAGUCCUAAGAACGCUGCUAUAAGAGUACUCCUGCUAUAAAUGCACCUGUUUCUUGUAUCCAGUUAUAUGUAUACAGUCUAUGAAAGAAGAGAAACCUUUUCAUUGCA